Molecule: messenger RNA, 328 nt
Organism: Paramuricea clavata
Lineage: Eukaryota; Metazoa; Cnidaria; Anthozoa; Malacalcyonacea; Plexauridae
Source: the annotation of a GenBank genome assembly
AUGGGGUUUACCAGCAGAAAAGGAAUCUCUAACAAGACUUUAUUUUCAGUGAUUAUUUGCCUAUGGCUACACGGAAAUAAUGGCGAAGUGAGUGGCUUCAAAAUAUACCGAGGUGAACGUGAUAUAUUUACAAAUUUGGAUUAUGAUGAAAUUAGUGGCACAUCAAGUGGAAGUGGCACAUUAGGUCAAUGUUCAAGCUAUGGUGCUGAGUGUGUCAAUGGCCAAUGUAAAUAUUGUCGUUGUUGGGAAGGCAAUAAUACAUUUAUACGUGAUUCUGAUCAAAUGGAAGGAAAUUGCAAGAGUGAUAAAGAUAUAGUACCAGAAUCAG